Salmo salar (Atlantic salmon) is the source of this 3970-nucleotide messenger RNA. RefSeq names its product WASP homolog-associated protein with actin, membranes and microtubules. NCBI's taxonomy places the organism in Eukaryota, Metazoa, Chordata, Actinopteri, Salmoniformes, Salmonidae. Gene Ontology annotation, cellular component: endoplasmic reticulum-Golgi intermediate compartment membrane; cytoplasm. Gene Ontology annotation, biological process: Arp2/3 complex-mediated actin nucleation; endoplasmic reticulum to Golgi vesicle-mediated transport. The record is from RefSeq and is a predicted model, not a curated record. Gene Ontology annotation, molecular function: actin binding; Arp2/3 complex binding.
GCCACAGGAAACACUACGUCAUCGUUACAAAUGGCGGACGUUGUAAACAAGGCAGAGGAAUACAAGUUUUAGCUAGCUAGCAAGCUACAUGUUUACCACAAAAUGAAUAGCAUAGACUGCGAGCGUUUGGACAGCUUGGACGGCUGGGUUGCCAUCAAAACGAACAUAUUCGAAGAAAACGAGACGUUCAAGCUCGGUUUUAUCGUGCAGUGGAAUGUUAUCGAGUCCAAAUUCGCGGUCACCUGUCACAACAGAACUCUCCAGCGACAGAAGCGCAAAGACCAGCUUGCUGUCUGCGAAACCGAAACCAGCUGGGCCGGACUCUUCUCUGUUAACGACUUAAAAAAUGUCCACCGUCAGUUUACAGGGGUCGGGGAUGUCGUCGCACCCUAUUUCCCCGACCUGUCGGACUUCAAGGAGGGUAACAUUUGGGACAUGAUCUUUCUCAGCAGCAAUCGGACGUUCAACCAAGAUGAUCAAGAGAGAGAUCUGGAUACACCUUGUCGUCAGCUGGAGAAGUACUUCAGCACUGCGAUAGAUAUCUGUGGCAGGAAGAUAGUGCUGGACUCGCUUUUCCCGCAGGACGAGCGAGAUGUCGAGGAGUACUUUGAGAACAUGCAGGAGUUUAAGAGGAAAACCAUGCAGGAUGAAGUCACCAGGGCUAAGGAUCACCUUAGAAAGAUCCUCCAGAGUCAUGGAGCUGCAGACAGAAUGAUCCUACUGCUACAGAUCUACCACGAGGAGGACCUAGCCUACCAGGACCUGGUCACCGUAGCAACCACCUUCUACCAGUACCUGCUGCAACCCUUCAGAGACAUGAGAGAACUGGCAGGGCUCUACAAGAUGGAGAUACUGAAGUCUCUGGAUGAGGAGGAGCUGGGUCCUAAGAGGAUAGCAGCACUGGAGAGAGAGGCGGAGGAGUGGAGGAGGAGAGGAGAGGAUGCAGUCUCCUCCAUACAGGACAUCACAGUCAGCUACUUCAUAGAAACUUCUAAAGCCCUUGGAGGUAUGCUGCGUGUGAUGGAGGAGGAUAAGCGUGGUUUUGGCCAGGCUUCCUGGGCCUCAGCAGCUCCUAGACUGGAGAAGCUGCGUUUCCUGCUGGCUAAAGAGACCCUGCAACACAUGAGAGCUGCUGAGAUGUGUCUGCACCGCAAGAAACACACCAUCAGAGAGAAGAUGGGAGGUCUGUCUGGCCAGGACCAGAGGGGACCAGAGACAGUAGAUAACCUAGAGCUUCAGUACUAUGAGGCUCAGCUAGAACUCUACGAUGCCAAGUUUGAGAUCCUCAAGAACGAAGAGCUUCUAUUGGUCGCUCAGAUCGACACCCUGCGACGCCAGAUCAAAGAGCUGAAGGAGGAGGUGGUGUAUUAUGAUGUGUGUGAGGAUCCAGAGGAGCUCCAAAGCCUAUCACAGACAGCUGCACCUUUAGACCCCACCCACUCACCUGUCAAUCACCUGGGGCGACGCCUACAGCAGCUGGAAGCCAAGAGAGGGAACAUCUGUGCCCGCCGCGCAUACCUCCGCAACAAGAAGGAUCAGUGUGUGGAGGCUAACGAGCAGAAGCACCGUGCGGCCCAGCACAGCUCCACUCACUUUACCCAGCACCACGGAGUAGCCCUGAAGAGAGAGAAGAGGAGAGAGGAGGAAGAGAGGAGGAAGGAGUGGAUGGACCAGGAGAGAGAGAGAACCCUGAGCAGACUACGCUCCUUCAGAGAGAAGCGACAGGGAAGUUACGUCCUGAAGACUCCACGAUCCAAGAUGGCUGCCAGGGAGCCGCAGUGUUCCGACCUCUCCCAGCCUCUGUCAAUCAUUAGCAUCGGCCCCUCCCCUUCAUCUAAUGGGGCCGCCCCCAGAAAGACCCCCAGGAAACUCAAACCUAAAGACCUCCCCAUCCAAAUCUUCACUCCUCCUCUCCCUUCUCCUUCACCUCUGCCAACUACACCUCCCACUACAGCUGUACCCCCACCUCAGACCUCCUCUCCUCCUCCCCCUCCUCCUCCUCCUCCCCUACCCCCACCUCCUCCACCUCCACCCCUCCCUGCCCUCACAGAGGUAGGGGACUCCCCCAUGCCUCUCAGUGAGAAAGAGGCCGCUCCCUUCCCUGCCAAAACGACCCUGAAACAGAACCUAGGUUCUAUGGACGAGGUGUUGGCAUCAUUACAGCGUGGUCAGGUCAGGCUGCGUCGUGUCCAGCCCCCUCCUGGUCCCUGCCUGGCGCCCUCCGAUGGCGACCUCAGGGAUAACAUAAUGUCUGCCAUCAGACUUGGGGUCAAACUACGCAAGGUGGUCCCAGCAGUGCCCCUGCCCCAGGACAGUAGGGACACAGAUCUACAGAAGAGCAUCAAGGCAGCCAUGCAGAGGAUGAAGAAGGUCUCCUCUGACUCGGAUGAUGAAGAUGAGGAGAGAGGAGAGGACAACACGCCCUCCGCUGAGUGGGACAGCUGAGAGAGGAGAGGAGACGUAUACACGGACAGACAGACACUCGGACGCGCAUGGACACAUCCAUAAAACAGACGUAUAGGCACACACACACACGUACAAAUCAAAACAUUCACUAAUCAAUAGGUUAACCAUGUUGCCAAUGGUUUAGUUGUGUGAUUAUGCAGGUUUACUGUUUGAUGUAAAACGUGAUCCAUAGAGAAGAGAUGGUAUCUUAAACACCCUGAAGAUAUUUAACUAAAGCACUGUGCCCAAAUAUCCACCACCUGGUACCAGGGUUCAAGGCUACAGCCUCUUUUUCACUAAGCUUUGAAACUAGCUGUUAUCUUGCUAAAAAGCUCCCACCGAUUCCAGAUUUUCAGGAAUUCUUGUUUGUAUGCUUGUCUAGUCUUCCGUUUGCAAACUAGCCUGAGGACUUGACAUUGAAGUAUUGUCCAACUGCUUUACAGAGAGAGAGUGGCAGAUCUAGAAAUAGGGUGAAAUAGAUUCUGUCUAUGGUUGCAGGCCCCUGUAGCGUGAUCAAAUCAAAUCUUAUUUGUCAUAUGUCGCCGAAUACAACAGGUGUACCGUGUAAUGCUGAAUACAACAGGUGUAGACCUUUACCGUGAAAUGCUUACUGUAACUGUGCCAGGAUGUUCAGUUAGUCGUCGUAUUACACUACUAUAUCUCCCUUAAUGUUUUGUUUGUCUAGUGCCAGUUGGAACUGGUGUCCACCCUGCAUAGCAUAACUGGUGAAAUCAUUUGUUUUAUCAUUUUUUGUUUCUGCUUCAUGAUUGUAUCUACGGAUGAAAAUGAGCUCGUUUGCCAACUCCGGCACAUUUACUUUGAUGAGGAAACUGAAAUGUUGAUGACUGUGCACUCUGUUUCUGUGUCCUACAAUGCCCUAUUAAUCGCCAUGACGAUAUAAUAACCCUUUAAGUAUGACCUCUGCUCUUCAUGAAUGAAGGAACAGAAUAGAGCUUUACCCAGUUUACCACUUCCCACCAUGAACUAAACAGUAGGAUGAAGUUGACCCCGUUGGUACAGUUCUAGGAUCAGCCUCCUCUCCCCCAAUCCCAACCUUAACCAUUAGGGGGAAUAAUCUAAAACUGGCCUUGGGUCAGUGUCUAGGGGGCAACUUCACCCUAGUAUUUCUAAUGAUCAUGUUCUCUAUUGGUUUUGAUGCUACGUUAUUACAUUGCACUUGAUUUGACCGGAUUGUCAUGGAGACACAAAAGGCCGUGUUCCAGACUGCCUGCAAAGCAGCAGCUUUUACACAAAUUAACCAAUGAUUGAAUAUGUAAGAUUUGGUGCGUGACUGCAAUGUAGGUGACCUGGAACAUGGCCAAAUGUAUGAACGAGCGUUAGUGCACUGAUUUAAUAUUUUUUGCUGCAUUUUGUUUGCCAAUUAUUGUAAACUGUCAAACCCAGUUUCCAUUCGACUGUUAAGUGUUAUUUUAAAGUGAGAACAUUAUGAAAUUAUGCUCAAGUGCCUUGGGGACUGUAAGUUAUUAUGAGCUGUCAUUCACCAAUAAACUGUUGUUGAAUAAGG